AUGAAGGCUUAUGCAAUGGAACGAGAUUGUGUCAGAGCAAACGAAAUUAUCUUUUUAAAUCGUAUAACCUUAUAUUCUGAAAAUGAUUAUCCAUUCACAUUCAAGAAAAGACAAUUUCCAAUCAAACUAGCUUUUGCAAUGACCAUUAACAAAGCUCAAGGACAAACUUUUACAAAUACUGGUAUUGAUCUAAGAAAAGAUGUAUUUAAUCAUGGACAACUUUACGUAGUAAUGUCCAGAAUUAGAUCUUGGAAUUCUGUCAAAGUAUAUUUAGGAAACCAAGUAGAAACAAGAAAAGUAAAAAAUUUUGUUUACAAAGAAUUGUACGUAUAA
This is a messenger RNA of Phymastichus coffea, 333 nucleotides long. RefSeq lists its product as uncharacterized. The coding region runs from base 1 to 333 and encodes 110 amino acids. The transcript is spliced from 2 exons. The record is from RefSeq and is a predicted model, not a curated record. Lineage: Eukaryota; Metazoa; Arthropoda; Insecta; Hymenoptera; Eulophidae.